AUGCGGAAGAUCCAUUUCUUGGACGUCUGUUCCAUUGAUGUACCAUCAUCACUGUUUGCUACGAGGGAUCCUCUUUCCUGCAUCAGUAUGCGGCGACCCUUGUCUAUUUGCCCCCCGAAUGUAUCGCGUUCAAGGGCCUCAAAGCUCGUGUUACCAAGGAUGCAUCCAUACCUCCACGAGAAGAUCGCCGAUCGCCGUAUCUAUUAUGGUCGUAUCGACCCCCGUUUUUCUAACGCUUUCCUACGGCACAUCCUCGGUGUCCACGAAGGGCCGCUUUCUCGUACUCCAAAAAUGGGGGGGGGAGCGAUUUCCUUUUCUUGGAGGACAGAUCUUACCCUAGAUGAGGUCUUCGUCAUCGACGCUGGUUGGCUCGCAGAUCACUCACCCAAGGGUCACAUACUCCGUGGAUUCUCCCUCCCAGUUUCCUCCUUUCCGCUUACGAGACUUUAUUUUAAAUUUUUUCUGCCUGUCCCCGAAGCUCUGACUCGUCUCAUCAUGCACUCGGGAUUGAGGUCCAUCGUUAUCGCCCCUUCUGUGCCUCGACGAUGGGCGUCUGCUGUUUUUGCAGGGUCAUGGUGGAAGGACGAGUAA
Molecule: messenger RNA, 591 nt
Organism: Guyanagaster necrorhizus
Lineage: Eukaryota; Fungi; Basidiomycota; Agaricomycetes; Agaricales; Physalacriaceae
Exons: 4
Coding region: 1-591 (196 amino acids)
Source: RefSeq, a predicted model, not a curated record